Molecule: messenger RNA, 918 nt
Organism: Pseudocercospora fijiensis CIRAD86
Lineage: Eukaryota; Fungi; Ascomycota; Dothideomycetes; Mycosphaerellales; Mycosphaerellaceae
Exons: 2
Coding region: 1-918 (305 amino acids)
Molecular function (GO): metallopeptidase activity
Source: RefSeq, a predicted model, not a curated record
AUGUACUUAGCCGCGGGACUCCUCGCAGCAUGCUACCUUUCAUCAGUUCAUGCCAAACCACUCCCUUCCCCAUCCAAGGUAGUCGACAAACGGGCGGAUCCCCCAGCGCCGUCAGCAUAUCCGCUCGGCGACGCCUGUGGCAAUGAAUGGCAAUACCUCAAUUUCGAUCCAGACGAUAACACAGACAAAGGGCGCCUACGGAAGCUUCACGAUGUAAUCUGCAUAGGAGAACUCCGAGCUCUCUCGUCCUGGGGAGCAAAGGCGGCCAAAGAUGCCAAGACCUCGAUCAACGAGGCCUACGACCUAUACUUUGCCACCGAGAACCCGGACUCUCGAGACGUCGUGUACGAUGUUUUGAUGAAGAUCGCAGGGCAAAGUAGCUCUGAAGGCAGGAUUGGGAAGAUUGUGGGAACAAUGAUCGUCGACAAUCUUGAUUUUGGGGCCGAGACCAAAAACCAAUGCGAUGAAGACGGCAACACAUUAGGUUACACAGUAGAGGACACCCUUGACAAACGUGAAAAGAUCCACUUCUGCCCAGCAGGCUUCGAUCUACCCACCUCCGGCCCCGACAUUACAUGCGGCAAUCUCGAGAAAUACCCCAGUGAGGAAAUGGACACAUUCUCUCGCCUCGCAUUGCACGAGACACUUCACUACAGCACGAUUGGUCCCGAAUCAUCCCUUGGGGAGCAGAUCAUCGACGCCAAGAACCCCGGUGACUUGGAGUACGCCUACUUCCCUGAGCGCACUCAUGGUCUGGUAGAUGACGAUCAAGAUGACAGCCCGGAUUUGGCUCCUGUGAAUGCGGAUAGUUAUGCUUGGAUGGCUUUGACGGCUUGGGUUGGGUAUAAUUGUUCGCCGGGUGAUGAGAAGGAUUACUAUGAUAGUUAUUUUCCGGAUGAGCCGCCGCACUAUAUGUAG